This is a messenger RNA of Saitoella complicata NRRL Y-17804, 1852 nucleotides long. Its product is annotated as ATP-dependent RNA helicase has1. The transcript is spliced from 2 exons. Gene Ontology annotation, biological process: maturation of LSU-rRNA from tricistronic rRNA transcript (SSU-rRNA, 5.8S rRNA, LSU-rRNA). The record is from RefSeq and is a predicted model, not a curated record. NCBI's taxonomy places the organism in Eukaryota, Fungi, Ascomycota, Saitoellomycetes, Saitoellales, Saitoellaceae. The coding region runs from base 35 to 1852 and encodes 605 amino acids. Gene Ontology annotation, cellular component: nucleolus. Gene Ontology annotation, molecular function: RNA helicase activity; ATP binding; nucleic acid binding.
CUCAAGGAUUCCUAUAACAAUCCGAUCCACCAUAAUGGCACGGACACCAGCAGAUCAAUCCAAGAAGUCCUCAAAGAGGAAGAGGUCCUCCAUUGCGCCCUCAGCCGAGGCGCCUGCCGCUGCGCCUGUGGUCGAGGAGAAGGUUGUCGCAGAGGUUGAGACUGAGCCUAAAGUCACCAAGAAGGCCAGGAAGGAGGUUGAUGCGUCUGCUGAUGAGGGGGAUGUGGAUGACGCCAACUCUGUCGAGCCCGCUGAUCCUGAGACUAUUACCGAGGAGACCUCUGACUUGCCCGAAGCCGGUGCCCUCCUCCCUCCUCCCCAGAACGACAAUCCUACCCUCUUCUCCGAGCUCAACCUUUCCCAGAAUACCCUCAAGGCACUCACGGAAGACAUGAAAUUCGAGAAGAUGACCGAUGUCCAGGCUCGUACCAUUCCACCUCUCAUGGCUGGUCGCGACGUCUUGGGUGCCGCGAAGACUGGUUCCGGAAAGACCUUGGCGUUCUUGAUCCCUGCUAUCGAGAUGCUCUACGCACUCAAGUUCAAGCCAAGAAACGGUACUGGUGUUAUUGUCGUUACCCCCACCCGUGAGCUCGCUCUCCAGAUUUUCGGAGUCGCAAAGGACCUCCUUGCGCACCACCACCAGACAUUCGGUAUCUGUAUCGGAGGAGCCAACCGUCGUGCCGAGGCUGAGAAGUUGCAGAAGGGUGUCAACCUCCUCAUCGCUACCCCCGGUCGUCUCCUCGAUCACCUUCAGAACACCAAGGGUUUCGUUUACCGUAACUUGAAGGCCCUCGUUAUCGAUGAGGCUGACCGUAUCUUGGAGAUCGGUUUCGAGGACGAAAUGAAGCAGAUCAUCAAGAUUCUUCCCAACGAGAACCGUCAGUCUAUGCUCUUCUCCGCUACCCAAACUACCAAGGUCGAGGACUUGGCAAGAAUCUCGCUGCGUCCUGGUCCUCUCUACAUUAACGUCGACUCUGGAUCCGAAACCUCAACCGCCAACGGUCUCGAACAGGGUUACGUCGUCUGCCCCUCCGAAUCCCGUUUCCUCCUCCUCUUCUCCUUCCUCAAGCGCAACCUCAAGAAGAAAAUCAUCGUCUUCUUCUCCUCCUGCAACUCCGUCAAAUACCACGCCGAACUUUUAAACUACAUCGACCUCCCCGUCCUCGACUUGCACGGAAAACAGAAGCAGCAGAAACGUACGAACACUUUCUUUGAGUUCUCGAAUGCGGAGAGGGGUGUGUUGAUUUGUACUGAUGUUGCGGCUCGUGGAUUGGAUAUCCCGGCUGUUGACUGGAUUGUGCAGUACGACCCUCCGGAUGAUCCUCGUGAUUACAUUCACCGCGUCGGACGUACCGCUCGUGGUGUCGGCGCUGGCGCAAAGGGCCGUUCCCUCCUCUUCCUCCUUCCCUCCGAACUCGGAUUCUUAAGAUAUCUCAAGGCUGCCAAGGUCCCCCUCAACGAAUUCGCAUUCGAGAAGACCAAGAUUGCAAACGUCCAAUCGCAACUCGAGAAACUCGUCUCCAAGAACUACUACCUCAACAAAUCCGCCAAGGAUGGAUACCGUUCUUACCUCCAAGCCUACGCCUCAUACUCCCUCAAAUCCAUCUUCGAUAUCAACAAGCUCGAUCUCGUUGCUGUUGGUAAGAGUUUCGGUUUCGGAGACGUACCGCCAAAGGUGAACAUCACGAUUGGAGCGAGUGGUAAGACAGAAUCGAAGAGGAGUGUUUCUGGGCGUCCGAGGACUGCGAGGAGAAUUGAGGGUGUUGAUAGGGAUUCGAAGAAGGAGGUUUAUGAGAAGCAGAGAAACGACGUCAGGAGGAGGGAUGGGGAGGGAAAGAGCUGGUCUAAGUAG